Molecule: messenger RNA, 1197 nt
Organism: Peronospora matthiolae
Lineage: Eukaryota; Oomycota; Peronosporomycetes; Peronosporales; Peronosporaceae
Source: the annotation of a GenBank genome assembly
AUGGCUAACAAGUCCAUGCGGUGCGCGAACAAGGCCGCUGAGAGCGCGUCUGCACGUCUCUGUACAGACGCCGAAGCAGAAUCCGCUGCAAACGAUGUGUCAUCGGUUGCGAAAGCGUCUCAGCCUGUAUCACUGAUGAUGCAGGCGCUCGUCAUGAAGACACUCGUGUCUUCACAGAGUAUGAGCUCGGUGUCUCAUGCUCUCCUGAUACGGAUGACGGAUCCGUAUCGACGGCGAUCGAAACCAAGCCACCUGCCAAGCGUGGCAUGGAUGAUGCUAUGCGUCGUAGCAUCUUUGGAUCGCUAUCGAGCACAAUUGUUCGAUUCGUCAAGGAUCCAUCAUUUAAACCCCAGUGCAAAAAACUAUCGCGCUGAGAAUGAUUUCUUCAUCGAUGCUUUCUUUAAGCAUAGAUGGUACAGUGGGAACCACAAGCGUGAUGGUCCCUUACUACUUCAAGCGUGGAACGCCUACAUCCAUAACCUCGAGGAUGUAGGUCGUGACGCUUGGAACGACAAACUUAUCAAAGCUCGUGAUAAGUAUGAAAAGCGAACCCCGACAGGUGCACGCUACAAGCUGUAUCGUCUUUCUAGGGAGAAAGGAUUACCCUGUCUCUCCUGGAGAGACCCGUGCCCUUGUUGUGUGAACAACUCUGCGCGCGCACCUAAGGAGGCCUACCUCCUCACUAGCCCGUGGUGGCGCGUACGUAUGUCCAGUGAGAUGUACGAAGGGAUCGACAACCUGAAAUCCCUUUACGACCGUGCCGGGAAGACUUUCUCCAGCGGUCCUUCUGCGGCACAGAAUGUGCAGCGUCGUACUGCUCGACCAGACCCAGUACGUCAAUCAUCAGUUGGGAUCGGGGCUCCCAAGAAUCCCAGGACGGGGGAUACCCGCGCCACCGGACGAGAUAACUCGUCCAACGUCCGUUCACGUCGCGGUGGUUCAACAGCUGCUCAACCAUAUAGCGCUGGCCACCGCGAGAGUCCUCUAAUGGAGGUUGAGGAGGAGGGAAAACGCUCUCCAAACUAUCGUGGGGAAGCGUGUGUCUCCGAAAGCCUCUUUGAUCGCGUAACGCAAAGGUUACGCGGUGAUGUCGAACAUGAGCGGUACAGGCGUCUACGAAUGGCGCACACUGUCUUGAAGCAUCGAGCUGAGUUUGCCUUUGCUCAGCUUGAGAACGAGAGAGCUUUGACAUCUUAG